GUGAAUUCUCUAAAUAUUCCAGUUUAUUCAUCAUUAGUUAAAUAUAUUGUAAAGCAAAGUGUUCUGUCUGACUUUAAAGAUUAUGAAGCCUAAUCACUUGAUCUUGAUCGAAAUAAUAGAUCACAUAACUAGAACACUUUCAUUUGUGUCUUUUUAUUAUUAAGAGCACAAUAUUUAAAUUUAUGUUCAAAAUGAUUGUUAAUAAACAAUGUUUUGUUUUCAAUAUUUCAGGAUAUAAUGGUCUUCUUGUCCGGAAUACUACAACAACAACAACAACAACAACAACAACUACUACUACUACUACUACUACUACUACUACUACUACUACUACUACUACUACUACUACUACUACUACUACUACUACUACUACUACUACUACUACUACUACUACUACUACUACUACUACUACUACUACUACUACUACUACUACUACUAGCAAUAAUAAUAAUAAUAAUAAUAAUUAUUAUUAUUAUUAUUAUUAUUAUCAACAAGUGAAUACAAAAAUAUUGAUUACUAUUUCAAAUAAUCCAAUGAACAAUCUUCAGUUAAUAUUUUUGUUUUUAUUGUUUUAA
Molecule: messenger RNA, 572 nt
Organism: Schistosoma margrebowiei
Lineage: Eukaryota; Metazoa; Platyhelminthes; Trematoda; Strigeidida; Schistosomatidae
Source: the annotation of a GenBank genome assembly